This is a messenger RNA of Colletotrichum higginsianum IMI 349063, 609 nucleotides long. RefSeq names its product Secreted protein. NCBI's taxonomy places the organism in Eukaryota, Fungi, Ascomycota, Sordariomycetes, Glomerellales, Glomerellaceae. The record is from RefSeq and is a predicted model, not a curated record. Bases 1 to 609 code for a protein of 202 amino acids. The transcript is spliced from 3 exons.
AUGCGCUUCACCCUCAUUCUUGCUCUUCUCCCCGCACUGUCGGUCGUCUUGGCUGACGACGACAUGGACUCGCCGAUGGGCUCCAAGGAGUUCGUGCCCACGUGGGAGUUCGAGCCGUUUCCGGGCGAGAAGGUCGUCCUGAACGGGACCAUCGAGCAGGUCGUUGCCGAGCUCAAGGAGAUCAACCCGGACUACUCGCCCUUCUCCUCCGACUCCCUGGCCCAGGCGGACGCGUCUUUUUUAUCGUCUACGGUCCAACUGCCCGAGAUCUACCCGCGAGACAAGGUCCUGUGCAACAUGCCCAAGUGGGGGUUUGUUGACACGUACUCGUCGGAUCGCGGCUAUAGCCACCUGUUGGGCGUGAGGGGUCGUCCUCGCGGCGAUCCCGGUCCGGGGAACUGCGGUCGGGUGAGCUGCGGCUACAAGGCUGCCGUCUGGUUCUGCAACGACAACAAGCGCCACAUCGUGCUCGACAACUUUCAAGAGAUUGCCCAUAUGGUCGGGUUCAUCAAGUAUUACUGCUCGGCCAACUCGCCGAGCAAGUUCAACGGCCAGGCCUUCCACCAGACCGGUAACUGGAACGUUGUACUUCGAAGAGCGAGCUGCUAA